GCCCUCAUGCUUCUGGAGAAGAGCAAAGUGAUUUACGGCCUGAGUCAAGAUGAGCAAUCCUCAAGACACAAGCAGAAAAAGCCCCAGUGAGACAGGAAGCUGGCUGAAGAUUCAGCUGGUUUCUGAUGUGUGAGGCAGACGGCGGAGGCAGCGCUGCUCACACGGAGCUCGCGUCUGCUGGGGCACCUGAGAGGGGGCAGAGUCCCUCCGCCAGGGCCUUGUCUUCUCUUCCCUGGCUGAUGGAUCCCGCGAGGCUCCACGCCCUGCGCCUGCUGCUGUUUCUGUCUCUGGUUUUUCAUCUGUGUGAGGCAACAGCUGAAAGCCAGAAGAACUGCCGCGUGUCUUUUGGGCAGCUGGGAAGGGACGAGUGGCUGCCCCUGACGGAUAGGAUGGAAGAGAUCCACAAGAGCAUGAACAAAAGCAACCGCAUCCUCAUCAUGACAUCCAAAUCGCCUGAAGACACCGUGAGGAGGAAAAUCAUGUCUCUAGGUCUGCAUGAAGGGAGCGCAUCGGAUUACACCAAGGAUGGCUAUCAAUUUCAUCUGGUCAACCUGAGCUUGGUGAUCCUGGGGAGCAAGAAGGAGCACGAGGGAUGGUACUACAUGCACCUGGAGGGAAAUGUGGAUAUCCAGUCAUUCUGUGUGCAGCUGAAGCUCUAUGAGCAGGUCUCCACUCCAGAAAUUCAAGUGCUAAACAAAACCCAAGAGAAGGACAACGGGACCUGUAGCUUGAUGGUGGCCUGCACAGUGAAGCAAGGGGAUCACGUGGCUUACAACUGGAGCGAGGAGGGUGGCACACAUCUGCCCAGCCCUGCCAACAGCUCCCAUCUGCUGUUCCUCACCCUUGGCCCCCAGCAUGCUGACAAUUUCUACAUCUGUACUGCGAGAAACCCAGUUAGCAGCCGCUCACAGGCCUUCAAUCUGUGGAGCAGCUGCAGGUCAAACCCCUUGGAACGAAGACAAUGGGGAUUGUAUUCUUGGCUGUUCUUAGGGGGCAUCGUGGGUGUCAUCCUAAUUCUCGAAGUGGUAAUACUACUGUGGAGAAGAAGAGGUAAAGCAAAACAUUUUCAGCCAGCGAUGGAAGAAAAAAGCCUUACUAUCUAUGCCCAAGUCCAGAAAUCAGGUCCUCUCCAGGAGAAACCUGAGCCCCAGCCAAUUCAGGAGCCCUGCACCACCAUUUACAUGGCCGCCUCAGAGCCUGUUCCAGAGCCUGCCCCGGUCCCAAAUGCCAUCACAGUCUAUGCCAGUGUGACACUUCCAGAGAGCUGACACCCAAACCCAGUGAAGGGACUUUCUGAAGGAAGAUGCAAAAAACCAACUGACCACUGAACGUGGCCACAGGCCCCAAGUCCUCUGCGACAGGUGCUCUGCACACCUGCACCCUUUUCUGGAGCAGCUCUUGGCUGCUGUGUCACCAUGCACAUGGGGAGAUGGACAUGGCAGGGACGGUCCCCAGGCGUUUAGCCUGCUAUACAGCUGGCAUAGGCACAGCCAGAGAGCUCCUUGGCACAGCUGUCUUUGUGAUGUAGCAGAUGAAAUGGACCAGACUUUCGGACAGCUCACCCCUGGCUAGGACAGACAGUAGAAGUCCAAGAUGGGAAACUGAAACAUUGAGUGUCUCCCGCAGAUAGCUGACUACAGCCACAAAGUCUGGAAGAGUUUACAUUUUGGCUAUCUGUACUUUAUUCUGAGAGCUGAUCCUCCUCAUACCUGCAGACCUGAUUGAGGCUUUGUGCCUCAGUUUCUCUCUGUCUCUCUCUCUCUCUAGAAGAAGAGUGAAUGAAGGGUGAAGUCUUUAUUUUAUGUACAACACUCAGGAAUAAUUCUAUAAAAGAAUGAAUAUUUUAUUUGCAGAGUAAAAAACAGUAACAUUAAAGAAUGAUUUUUUUUAAGGUCUCUGAGCUUUGCACAAUAGAAUGGAAACCAUCAAAGUUUUUUUUUAAGUACAGUUCUAUAUAAAUAGCAUUCAAUUUGAAAGAAACAUGGUCAAUGUUUGGUUAUGCUGUUACAGAGUAACUUGGGAUACCCAGAGGUACUUGCCCUGAGGAGAUUUUUCACUUCUCAAGAAGACCUUUAAAUCUUAGUUCUCUGUUUACCCUAGGUGGCAAGCCUAGAGUUAGACAUUCUCCGCCCCAGUUUUGAACCCAUUUGACAUCUCAGGCCUUGUGUGGAAUCUCA
Octodon degus (degu) is the source of this 2177-nucleotide messenger RNA. It is a transcript of the gene Slamf1, whose product is annotated as signaling lymphocytic activation molecule family member 1. Gene Ontology annotation, biological process: lymphocyte activation. Gene Ontology annotation, molecular function: signaling receptor activity. The transcript is spliced from 7 exons. The record is from RefSeq and is a predicted model, not a curated record. Gene Ontology annotation, cellular component: membrane; cell surface. The coding region runs from base 126 to 1268 and encodes 380 amino acids. NCBI's taxonomy places the organism in Eukaryota, Metazoa, Chordata, Mammalia, Rodentia, Octodontidae.